Molecule: messenger RNA, 2908 nt
Organism: Hypomesus transpacificus
Lineage: Eukaryota; Metazoa; Chordata; Actinopteri; Osmeriformes; Osmeridae
Gene: ikzf5
Product: IKAROS family zinc finger 5
Exons: 4
Coding region: 447-1715 (422 amino acids)
Biological process (GO): regulation of transcription by RNA polymerase II
Molecular function (GO): RNA polymerase II cis-regulatory region sequence-specific DNA binding; DNA-binding transcription factor activity
Source: RefSeq, a predicted model, not a curated record
AAUGAACUUUAACCCCAUGAACAGCUUCAUUGUUGUGAUUCUGGUAGACAAGCGCUUCUCUUACACAUUUAGACUGAACAGAGAUAGCCAGUACGAUAGAAACAAUAGUAUGACUUAUUGCGGUCAAAGCUUGGUUAUUAAUAUUAGGAUUUUUUAAGGUGUCAACACAGUUUUUGUGGGCUACAAAUGACGAAAUGUCUUUAGGGGUAGAUAGCUGGCUGACGCGUUAGCAACCACAGCAACCUGAUGAUGGGGAAUGCUGCUUAGCCACAACGACUUUCAACGCCACCGACUUCACGCAAUAUUGUCCAUCACUAGCGUCGUAUGCCCGCUAUGUCAGUCUAAAACAUAGCUUACGCUUGUUACUUAGGGAAGCUUUCGCUGACGGUCUGAAAAUUUGGAAUAUUGCACGGAAGGCCACCUGAAGCCGCCAUUACAAUAUUCCAAUGGGUGAAGAAAAGCCAGACACUUUGGACUUCGUAAAGGAUUUCCAGGAAUAUCUCAGCCAGCAAACUCAACAUGUAAAUAUGAUAUCAGGAUCUGUCAGUGGUGUCAAAGAAGCAGACGAUCUUCCAGCAGACUGCAGUCAGAAUGGUCUGGACCAUCCAUCUGUGGACAUGGCACUGGAGGAUGGUUCAGGCCUACUGGUAGACGGCUUUGAGCGGACCUACGAUGGCAAACUCAAGUGUCGCUACUGUAACUACGCUACCAGAGGCACAGCCCGGCUCAUCGAACACAUCCGCAUUCACACCGGAGAGAAACCUCACCGAUGCCACCUGUGCCCGUUUGCCUCGGCCUAUGAGCGCCACCUGGAGGCCCACAUGCGCUCCCACACGGGGGAGAAGCCCUACAAGUGCGAGCUGUGCUCCUUCCGCUGCAGCGACCGCAGCAACCUGUCCCACCACCGCCGCCGCCGUCACAAGCUGCUGCCCAUGAAGGGCGCCCGCUCACUCUCCCACAAGAAGAUGCUGAGCGUGCUCCAGAAGAAGACCGGCCUGGGCUACGGUCGCAGGCUCCUCAUCAACUUCAGCCCCCCUUCCAUGGUUGUGCACAAGGCUGAGAACAUGAACGACUAUUCCCACGAGAUGCCUCGUCUGCGCCAAGAGGCCUACGACGACCAGGGAGGAGAGGGCGGGGAGAGCCGGUCCAGGGACGACUCCCACCAUCAUGACCUUAUCAUGGAAAACCCCCUUAACCAGCUGUCCACCCUGGCCGGCCAGCUGGCCAGUCUACCCUCAGAGACCCACCAGGCCAAGACUCAGACCCCCAUGUCCCCGGGGGCCGAGUCCUGCGUCGACGAGAAGCCUUUCCUCAUCCAGCAGCAUCACCCAGCCACGGCUCCCGCCGCUGUCGCCGUGGCAGCCAGUGCUGCUCACUCCUCCCCCAUCACCCCAGAGCCCAGGCCUACUCCUCACAGCAACUGCAGCCCGGGGAUGGGCCCCUGCAGCGAGCACAGUGGACGCACAAGCACCCCCAGCGUCACCAACAGCCAGCCCAGUACCCCGGCCCCGGGCCUGACCUCCCUGCAACAGGACCCCCAGAUGCUGCACCACUGCCAGCACUGUGACAUCUACUUCCCCGACAACAUCCUCUACACCAUCCACAUGGGUUGCCACGGUUAUGAGAACCCCUUCCAGUGCAACAUCUGUGGUCACAGAUGUAGGAGCAAGUAUGACUUUGCUUGCCACUUUGCACGGGGUCAGCAUAAGCAGUGAUUGGCCGGGGUCAGCAUAAGCAGUGAUUGGCCAGGGCCAGCAUAAGCAAUGAUUGGCCAGGGACUGCUAAAAAGAUGGAAGAGCUUGGUUUUUAUUUGAUUCCAUAAUGGGGAUUUUUGUAUUUAUUUAUUGCUUUUAAACUUUAUGAAAUUGGCCUUGAUGUAGCCUAGCCUUUACACGUUUUGUGGACGGACAUUUUCUAAGACUGACUUAACAUUUGUAGAUUUCAAAAUGUAUUUUUGUGUACAUUUUAGAGUUCCCAUGCUAUGUAUUUAUUAUUUUAUAGCGAUUAAGUGUAAUAGAGAUUUAAGAUCUCACAUAAAUCAGUCAAUCAUCACCAUUCCAUAAGUUCUUUGUCACCACUGCAAAGAUUGUAUUAUUAUAUUUGUGAUGUGAUUGCACUUAAAAAUUUUCGUAAUUUCAUAGUGCAUAGAGGGCACUUUUCAUUCAAAUUUCCAACAGUGCCUCAGAUAGAAUCUGGUUUGGAUAAUUUAUUCAAGGAUAUAAAAGGACAUUAUCAGACAGAGUACCAUGUCACUUUUAUAAAGUCAAUUUAUCUUUAUAAAAAAAAAGUGUAUUUCUUUUUAUAGAGGAGUAACUGUUGAUUUGCAAAGGUCCCAUACACAGUGCCCUCUGCAGAACCUUAGCAAGGAGGCCCACCUGUGGCUGUUACUGAGGGGAAGAGAGCUGCCUUCAUAUCAUAUCAUCAUCACAAGUUAGCCUAACGUGUCAGAAAGAGAUCAGAUCUUCUGUUCAGAAUUGCCAAGUAGCACCAGAGAUGCCAUGUUUUAGCCUGACGUUAAUCACCUUGAAUUGCCUCAGUCGUGCCGUAGUAUCAAGGCAGUGCAUUACACUACCUGGUUCUCAAUUCUUUACUGGAUAUUUACUGAGUGUUGUAUUCUGAGUGGUCAGGUGUUGUAUCCAUAAAGGUGGACAUAUGCUGAAGGUGAAAUAACCUACCUUAGCAGGAUUGUUUUUUGUGUUGGAUGCUGUCAUGUUUGUUGCCUGGCAACAAUGAGAACAUAGCAACUGUUUCUGUCAUCAUGCUUAGAUUAAAAACGAUGUCUGAUGAUGAGUUUGUUGUCGUAGGUUUAUAGACUUGCUUGGUGAAUGUUUUAAGCGUUUUGGCGAUCACUUUCUAUCCUACGGGAUGACAAUUAUGUGAAGAAAAAAAUAAUCCUAAUAAAGUGUUU